This is a messenger RNA of Nipponia nippon (crested ibis), 1393 nucleotides long. Lineage: Eukaryota; Metazoa; Chordata; Aves; Pelecaniformes; Threskiornithidae. The record is from RefSeq and is a predicted model, not a curated record.
CAUGCCCAAGAAAGGAGGGAAGCAUGCUGAAAUGGGAAAAGAGAUGCAGCCACAAUGCAAACGAGCGAAGGUAGAAGCAGCUUGUUCUCCAUCAGUCAUGAGUUUUGAGAGCCCAGACAGCCUCUUUGGAAGUUUGAUCUCUCCCAUCAAACAAGAGAUGUUUUUCAGGGAAUAUUGGGAGCAAAAGCCGCUGCUCAUUCAGAGAAAUGAUCCCCUGUUGGCUUCUUACUACCAGUCCCUGUUCCAGUUGUCAGAUUUGAAGGAACUGUGCAGCCACGGUCUAUACUAUGGGCGAGAUAUAAAUAUCUGCAGAUGUGUGAAUGGAAAAAAGAAAGUUUUGAAUAAAGAAGGCAAAGUGAAUUACAUGCAACUGAAGAAGGAUUUUGACCAGAAAAAGGCAACAGUACAGUUUCAUCAGCCGCAGAGAUUUAAGGAGGAGCUGUGGAAGAUUCAGGAGAAGCUGGAGUGCUAUUUCGGGUCUCUGGUUGGGUCGAAUGUUUACAUUACUCCCCAGGGGUCACAGGGCCUUCCCCCUCACUACGAUGAUGUUGAGGUGUUUAUCCUUCAGCUAGAAGGCGAGAAACAUUGGCGACUCUAUAAACCAACGGUCCAUUUAGCUCGGGAAUAUAAUGUUGAAUCAGAAGAUAGGAUUGGGAAUCCCACACAUGAGUUCAUAUUAAAGCCAGGUGACUUACUGUACUUCCCAAGAGGGACCAUUCACCAAGCUGACACUCCAUUUGGCGUCUCCUAUUCUACACACGUGACCAUCAGUACCUACCAAAACAACUCUUGGGGAGAUUUCUUACUGGAUGCAAUUCCUGGCCUUGUGUUUGAUACAGCAAAAGAAGAUGUGGCACUGCGGACAAGCAUACCAAGGCAACUGCUUAUGGUAAAAGGAACAACUGACUCGACAGAAAAACUGAGUAGCCUUUUGAGAAGGCUUGCAGACCGUCUGGAAAACACCAGAGAACUGAGAUCGUCUGACAUGAAGAAGGAUUUCAUUAUGAACCGGUUGCCACCUUGCUUGGGAUGUGACUCUGAUCCUUUGACUCCAGGUGGGAAAUUGCCAAAAAUAGAUAGCAAAAUCAGACUGCAAUUUAGAGAUCAUGCUAUCAUUACAGUGGAACCAGAUCAAGAGAAUUCUGACGAAAUUCGCAGAGAGAUGGUUUACGUGUAUCAUUCUUUAAAGAACAGGAGAGAAACUCACAUGAUGGGGACAGAGGAUGAUACUCAGACUCACGGACUGCGGUUUCCUUUGUCAUACUUGGAUGCACUGAAGCAGAUUUGGAGUAGCAGCACAGUUCACGUUAAAGAGCUUAACCUUAUCUCAGAUGAAGAGAAAGAAAACCUUGCCUUGUCGCUAUGGACUGAAUGUCUCAUUGAAGUUAUUUGA